Molecule: messenger RNA, 2572 nt
Organism: Amblyraja radiata (thorny skate)
Lineage: Eukaryota; Metazoa; Chordata; Chondrichthyes; Rajiformes; Rajidae
Gene: pdia5
Product: protein disulfide isomerase family A, member 5
Exons: 19
Coding region: 38-1618 (526 amino acids)
Biological process (GO): protein folding
Cellular component (GO): endoplasmic reticulum
Molecular function (GO): protein disulfide isomerase activity
Source: RefSeq, a predicted model, not a curated record
CGCGAGUGCGCAUGUGCCGGCAGACCACCGUGGCAACAUGGCGCUGCGCACAGCCGGGAGUUUUCAAGCCGCUUGGUUCCUGCUGGUGGCGGCGGCGGCGCUGUUACCCCUGUGCCUCCGGGCAGCAAAGGUAUCUCCGCUGAUUGAGAAAAUUGAUGACCAAAAAGAGCUGAAGAAAUUGACACGGACAAGAAACAAUGUGUUGAUCCUGUUCUCCAAAUCAGGUGCCGCAGCUGAGCGACCACUUAAACUGCUCUCUGACGUGGCGGAAGCAGUGAAAGGGCAGGGCACCAUUGCCUGGGUAGACUGUGGAAACAGCGAUUCCAGGAAGUUAUGCAAGAAGGUGAAGGUGGAUCCGGCUUCAAAGAAAAAUGGCGUAGAAAUGUUGCAUUACAAGGAUGGCGGAUUCCAUGUUGAGUACGGGAGGCCUGAAACUUUCAAGUCAAUGGUGGCGUUCAUGAAGGAUCCUGACGGAGCUCCCCUGUGGGAAGAGAAGCCCGAGGCGAAGGAUGUGGUUCACAUUGACAGUGAGAAGGAAUUCAGGAAAUUAACAAAGAAGGAAGAGCGGCCAAUGCUCAUGAUGUUCUAUGCUCCAUGGUGUGGGGUGUGCAAGCGGAUGAUGCCAGCCUUUGAGCAAGCUGCCACACAGAUGAAGGGUGCCCAUGUAAUGGUCGGAAUGAAUGUCCACCCUUCCGAAUUUGAUGAACUCAAACAGGAGUUUAACGUUAAAGGAUACCCAACUUUCUGUUACUUUGAGAAGGGGAAGUUCCUAUUUAAUUUUGAAAACUACGGAGCCACAGCCCAAGAUUUUGUCGAAUGGAUGGAAACCCCCCAGGCUCCACAACCAAAGGCCUCUGAGGUUUCGUGGGCAGAGCAAGACUCCGCGGUGUACCAUUUGACAGACGAUGGCUUCGAUGAGUUCCUGGGAGAACAUUCAUCAGCACUUGUCAUGUUUUACGCACCCUGGUGUGGACAUUGUAAGAAGAUGAAGCCAGACUAUGAAGAAGCUGCUGAACUGCUAAAUAGUGACAGUAAUAGCCCAGGUGUGUUGGCGGCAGUGGAUGUAACAACUCACAAGAACGUGGGGGAAAGGUAUCAAAUCACUGGAUUCCCAACACUCAAGUACUUUGAAAAUACAGAAGAUAAGUGGACACUGCCCCAUCUGCGGACCAAAGACAAAAUCAUCGAGUGGCUCCACAAUCCUCAAGCUCCUCCACCGCCCGAACAGUCCUGGGAUGAACAGCAGACCAGUGUCGCCCAUCUUGGUGUGGAAGAUUUUAAAGAAUUCCUCAAGAAAAAGAAGCAAGCUUUGGUCAUGUUCUACGCCCCUUGGUGUCCUCACUGUAAGAACACCAUCCCGCAUUUCACAACAGCUGCCGACCACUUUAAAGAGGAACGCAAGGUUGCCUUUGCUGCAGUGGACUGCACGAAGGGAGGGAACCAUGAGCUGUGCAAGCUGGAGGCCGUGGAGGGCUAUCCCAUGAUCAGUUACUACAACUACGGCAAGUUCACCGAGAGAUACAGCGAGGAACGAUCGGAGGAAGGCUUCAUCGGUUACGUCCGGCGAAUGAAGGGGCAGGACCACGAGAGGACUGUGAAGACCAGGGAAGAGUUGUAACCCUCCUGCCCACGCCAGCUACCGCACCGUGGCACAGCCCCGUCUCCAUCACUACCCGUACUGAAACGUCACACUUCCCGAGGGCCAAGGGUUUUAUAAAUAAUGAAGAGUAAGCAAUUUAUCCAAAAAAAGUGAUCAUGGUGGAUCACCUGCGGUUCUUUUGUUUUUGUUAAAAAAAAAGGGGCAGCGCGGUGUUAUGGGAAAAGGAUAGUUAGAAAACGAGUGUCAUAUUGUGUCCAAAUACAACGUUUGUGUCUAGUGACCGACUGGUGUGAGUGUGCCCUGUGCCAACAUCACCAACGCCAGACUUCUCGCCCCCGCUCUCUGCCACAUCCUAGCUAGAGGACACUUUUUUCAGAAGAUAUUGGGUCAAUGAAUGCGGGAGAAAGCCAUUCCUUCAAACAGUUUGAAGAUGCUCGAGUGCAAGAUGCUCAAGUAGGCUAAGAUAUUCAUCUGCUUUAUUAAACUCAGCUAGGAUGGGCCUUUCCUUGGACACCAACAGAGGGGCAUCAACAGCUGGACUGCACCAGUCGAUGCCUACCAUCAGUUGUUCUAUGCAAGUGUUUUUGUAGCUGUGGGUUUUUCUACACAAGGUCCAUACAUUCGGGUGAGGUUGCAUAAGGCCGCGGGGUUUUUUUUCAACUUUUGGGUGGGGGGUGGUUUGGGAGGGGUUUGCAAUCGGUUACAAGUUUUAAUCAAACUGCUCAGGGACGACACAAGACAGGUCCAGAUGCGGCGCGUUCGAUGGGAUUACGUUUGAGCUUCGUGAUUACCUGUGGCGUUGGGUUCUCUUUAAUUCCAAAUUAAACAAAAAAUGGAGAAAGUUAUGAGUACGAUUUCAGCCUUUGGGUACCGGUCCAUUAAUGACCAAAUAUUUUUGGAUUGCAUGCUGACAAAUGGAAAAUUUAACCAAUCAAAGAAUUCUAAUAAAGUGCGAUUUUUGUGUUUUAUUUA